UCGCACUUUUGCCCCGUGAGUGACGUCAUGAGGUCUUUACUGAACAUGGACGUCAACACGUCACCUAACUACACUCAGGUAGGUGGUGAAAAUACCACAUCACUUCCAGACAUGCCGACCACACAGAUCACAGACUUUGCAUUCGUUAUAUAUGUCGUGUUGCUGCCGACGGUGGCGCUGCUCGGCAUGGUCGGAAACGUCCUUACAAUGGUCGUACUUUGGAGCAAGCGCAUGCAGUCAACAACAACGCUCUUUCUCCGUGGCCUCGUUCUCACUGAUGUAGGUGUCAUUGUGGUCCUUACGAUGGCCAUCACCCCGCUUGCAGUGGGCAUGCACGGCCGUACACUUCAGGUAUAUGUUCACGUGAUAUACCCGCAUCUAUACGGGCCGUUCGACUUCCUUGCGAUGUCGGUGCAGCAGUGUAAUGUGUGGAUCCUCGUAUCCGUGUCGGUGGAGCGUUAUAUCGCAGUGUGCCACCCACUCAAAGCCGCCUACUACCGCACGCGCAGAAAGACAAUCAUCACUCUCGUGUUGCUCACGGUCUCGUCCGCUGUGUACAACGUUCCACGACUAUUUGGUACAGUGGCACUUCCUACCCAGUGCGACCUACCCGAGUUAGAACAGUUAACGUGCUAUAGAAUCGAUCUCACAGAACUCGGAAAGAAUGUCUUCUACAAGGAUGUGUACAAGGUGUGGAUGUACGCCAUUGUUAUUUAUCUACUUCCACUCAUAACAAUGUCAGUCAUUAACGUCCUCAUCAUCCGGGAACUAAUACGCAUGCGUUCCCGGCGGCGAGAUUUGGCCAUCUAUUGUCAGCAGCAGCAGAAGGAGGACAACGUGACGUUGGUCCUCGUCCUCAUUAUGACGGUCUUCAUUCUCUGCCAGACGCUUGCGUUCUUUAAUCAGAUAGAUGCUUUAUUCGACGACAAAAUAAUGCAGGAGAACUACAUCGCUGUCAUCAGCUUCCUGUAUGUGGUGAACUCGUCUGUCAACUUCCUAAUCUAUGUGCUUGUUGGUAAAAAAUUCCGCCAUGUUCUGUUCGCCCUCUGUCGGCGAUAUCGGCGGAGAUCAAAGUUCUGUCCAGCACGGAAUGGUUCCAACCAUAGCCUCGAGAACACCAUGGUAACGGAAUUCCCCCAUACAGCACUUUCCUGAUCGGGAGAAUUCAUCGUUUUAUCCUGGAUAUACACUGAUUCCUUGCGCGUGGUGUUGUACAUGUUAUGAUGGGUAAUUGUGUAAUUAUUCGUUUCAUGUUUGUCAACCUAUACUUAAGCUUGUGACGUCAUGUACAUGUGGCCGUAAUAAGUAAAAGAAACUUUCUAUUGUGGAAUUCCAUGUCUUUUCCGGUAAAAAAAUCUGCAGCGGGCAUUCACUGUGAUUUUCAAACACGUGUUGGUCUGUAAUAUUUUAGCCUCGUUCACGUGAUAAAGCUGUUCACGUGUAUAUAUGAGACACACCCAUUCACAUGUAAUAGUUGAUGUGUGAAUACCAGAGUUUACAGUUUAAAAACAAAAAAGAUGCACGUAUGUCGCCAAUGCUGACAGGAAACGAAAUGUCAAAUCAACAGUGACGUCAUCAAGACACGCGCAAACUAUAACCUCAGGCUUCAGUUCAAACUCACUCAGGCAAUGACUUAUGUAUUUCUAUGGUUACGUGUGAGGAUUCUUAAAACAGAUGUAUUUGUCAUAAAUCGGACAUUGCUAUUGAUGCACACGCUUGUGAUAUUGUGACGGGUACUACGGAACCAUUAAUCAGCAUCGCAUCCAGUGUACUGGAUGUACUGGUCUCAAAAAUCAUUGUUCGGGAAUGUUGAAUCUAUAAACUGAUAACUGUAUAGGUAUGUUAUACUAUUUCUUAAUGUGUAUAAACCAAUAAAAAAAU
Mizuhopecten yessoensis (Yesso scallop) is the source of this 1881-nucleotide messenger RNA. Its product is annotated as FMRFamide receptor-like. Lineage: Eukaryota; Metazoa; Mollusca; Bivalvia; Pectinida; Pectinidae. Gene Ontology annotation, molecular function: G protein-coupled receptor activity. The record is from RefSeq and is a predicted model, not a curated record. Gene Ontology annotation, cellular component: membrane. The transcript has a single exon. Gene Ontology annotation, biological process: G protein-coupled receptor signaling pathway. The coding region runs from base 28 to 1155 and encodes 375 amino acids.